CCAGACGGCACACCUUAUAAGAAGCUUCUACUUCGAUACUAAUUGAAACCACAGCACACAGGUAGAACUUAGAAGUACCAGAGAGAUAUGGAGGUAGCAAAGGUGAGUUCUACAGAGAACAAUAACGAUGAAGACAAUGAAGUUAUGCUUCCAGGGUUUCGAUUUCAUCCAACUGAUGAAGAGCUUGUUGGGUUUUAUUUGAGACGAAAGGUGGAGAAGAAACCAAUCAGUAUUGAACUCAUCAAACAAAUUGAUAUCUACAAAUAUGAUCCAUGGGAUCUUCCAAAAGUUAGUACUGUGGGGGACAAAGAAUGGUAUUUCUUCUGCAUAAGAGGGAGGAAGUAUAGGAACAGCAUAAGACCAAACAGAGUCACAGGGUCAGGGUUUUGGAAAGCCACAGGUAUAGACAAACCCAUAUAUUCAGUCCAAGAACCUCAUGAAUGCAUUGGCCUCAAGAAGUCCUUAGUCUACUACCGUGGAAGUGCUGGUAAAGGCACCAAAACUGAUUGGAUGAUGCAUGAGUUUCGUCUUCCACCAAAUGGGAAAUGUAGCAACCUCACUAAUGCCAAUAGUGCUCAAGAAGCUGAAGUUUGGACACUUUGCCGAAUAUUCAAACGAAUCCCAUCUUACAAGAAGUAUGCACCAAAUUGGAAAGAGACCAGCACCAAACAAAAUCUAACUGAUUCAAGUCCUAAAACAUGCAGUUUGGACUCUGACAAUAAUGAACCAUACAUAAGUUUUGAAGACUCUGUUUUCCAACAACAUAAUGAAUGCAAGCCGUAUAUCCAACAAGUUGAUGAAAGGAACCAUUAUUUUGUGGGUCAUUUGAAUACUCUAAAUCAAGUUCCAUUUACACCAUCUUAUUCAAACUUUUGGAACCCCAGUGGCGAUGAUUUCUUUACAAAAGGAAACUGGGACGAGCUCAGGCCAGUGGUUCAGCUAGCUAGUGAUCCAUCCCAAGUGUACAACUGUAGAUGAGCAGAUGAGGAGAGCAUUCUUACUUGUCUCCUUCUUUUUAUUUUCUUUGUUUUUUUUUAGUUCUUGGGGUGGGUGGAGGGGAGGGUAGGGGGGGUUUGGUUUGGUUAACAGUAGUUAUGAACUUUAAUAAAUGUCAUGUUUCAUGAGUCAGAUUAAUUAUUUAGUAUUUUUGGAAUACAAUGGCACGAUUCUUCCUCAUAUCACAUAAUAGUGUAUCUUACUAAUUAAAUUUGUAGUAUGAUCCACUAUUUAUGUGAAAAAAUGAAGUAUUACGUCGUUGUAUUCUAGGAAUAUAUAAUAAUUUUCCUGUGAUCAAGUUACAUACAUUCUAACUAUACUUUCACAG
This is a messenger RNA of Quercus lobata, 1324 nucleotides long. Its product is annotated as transcription factor JUNGBRUNNEN 1-like. Lineage: Eukaryota; Viridiplantae; Streptophyta; Magnoliopsida; Fagales; Fagaceae. Gene Ontology annotation, molecular function: DNA binding. The transcript is spliced from 3 exons. Gene Ontology annotation, biological process: regulation of DNA-templated transcription. The record is from RefSeq and is a predicted model, not a curated record. Bases 88 to 978 code for a protein of 296 amino acids.